Messenger RNA from Oncorhynchus tshawytscha (Chinook salmon), 2386 nucleotides. It is a transcript of the gene ccdc167, whose product is annotated as coiled-coil domain containing 167. The coding region runs from base 351 to 653 and encodes 100 amino acids. The record is from RefSeq and is a predicted model, not a curated record. NCBI's taxonomy places the organism in Eukaryota, Metazoa, Chordata, Actinopteri, Salmoniformes, Salmonidae. The transcript has 4 exons.
UUCGCGCAUCCCAAUUCAGGCAACUAACACGCGAAUGGCUGACUGUGUUGUACGAGUGUCGGCUCAAUUGACGGCAAUAUCACAAGGGGCAUCACUGGCAACAAUAUUAUUUGAUAUUUUAUAGGCACGGCAGCUCUAGAAUCUAGAUUAAACGUGCAAUAGUAGCUUACAUUAAAUAAUGGUUUGUAUCGCAUGUGCACAACAUUCACCUUCGUGCACUAUCGCCUCCACACAGCUAGGGGUGGCAUUUUCCGAGAUUAGAUCCUCACACAGAGUCGCAGUAACCCCAAGAAUAAUAAUUAUUGUACCCUCAGCAGGUCGUUUACUUUGGUGUGUUUUUUUCUCACAAAAUGACCAAAUCUAAGGACAAGCGAGAGAAAGUCAGCGUUGCUAGCGAGAUUGAUCGUGUUGAGGAGCGACGGUUGCGAUGUCACGAUAGUAUCGAGAGGGCCGAGUUCAGACGGCGGCGCGAGGAGCUCUCGGAUCAAGACAGACAAUCGCUGGAGGAUGAAAUGACGAUAAUGAACGAUAGGAUGCAAAAGUAUGAUAAAGAGCUGGAGGUGUUGAGAGGAGAGAACAGGAGGAAUAUGAUGCUCUCUGUUGCUCUAUUGGCCGUCAGUGCUCUCUUCUACUAUGCCUUUAUCCACUACUGAUUAAGAAUUAGCUCAUUUUAGCACAUUUGACUGGGUUAUGUUACAUCUUCAUCAGGACCAAAUACUGCUUUGGCAGCUAAAAGCCUUAAUGCAGCCAUUUGUGUGAAUUAUACGGUAACAUUCUGGGGUCUCUCUUUUUUUCACUUAACCUUCUAUAUUUGCACCUGCAUGCAAGUGUUUACAUUUUUUUCAUGGGACAAAUAGUAAAGACAUGUCAUUAACCAGUCAUUUUUUUUAUUACCUUUUUAAUUUGGCAUGAACACAAGUCAUCUUAUUGUCAAACAAAUCAGUUUAAAAAGUAGGCUACCUGCCCAUGUUCAUCCACUCCAAAAGAAUUCCUGCAUCCAAACAGUGCACUGUACACUCGUGUCAUUUGAUGAAUGGAAAGCGAAAUCUGUUACAAAACACCAAAAAGUAUAAUGACAUUUGGCAGUUGUCAUUGGGUCUACACUCUUGUAGCCUGAAUUGAUGUGUCUUGCUGACAUGACCUUUUCUGUAGAAAGAGAAGUCGGGACACUUGAAACGGGGCUGAAAUAUGUAACAGUCCCGCAUGACAAGUGCAGCCACAUGGGGGAUAAAAAAACAGAAUACAGAGGUGGGGGUGUUCGUUUCAUGUGGGAUAAGCUUUUAUUUUCUUAUUUACCACUAUAGCAGUACACAUUUCAUUUUAAACAAAUAGGAUAAUGGGUAAAUUAGCAUUAUUUAUUAGAGACCCCCCCAAAGUUAUGACUUGUUUAAUUUAUGGGGACUCAUAUCUCUUUCAGGGUUUAUCCCCACUUGUAAUUCACACUGCUCAUAGGUACCUCUGCUCUGUCAAGCUUUGGUACUCAAAUUGCCUAAUUUGUUGAGCCACUACAAAUUGGAUGUUCGUUGUGAAGUCAUCCACAUCAUCAACUAACUCCUGGGCUGAGCUUUGCUUUCCCCUUCAUACAGACUGUGGUAUACUUUUACUACACUUCAAUGGUUACUGAUGCUCUUAAGGACCACUCAUGAAAGCAAAAUCAUGCACAAUGCUUAUGUAAAUCAUGAACUCUUCAAGCGUGACAUAGUAUACAAUUCUUCCUUUGACUUCAUUGCAAUUUGUGCUCCGUGGUGCUAUGAUGAGGGUAUGAAGACACUGUACUUCUCAAUGGGUUUGCAUAGUGCACCUUGGGAUUGUGUUCUCAGACUGUUGCCAAAAUGAUGCUUUAGUGCUCAUUGUGGUCAAUAACCACUACGCCUGUCUGUUAGUUAAAUCACCUGAGACUGAGACUUGACUGGGCUUUAUCUCUUGACAUAAUUUUGCAAGGGUCUGUAUUUACAAAGCAUCUUGAGUAUGAGCACUCCUUCUCAGAGAUGCUUUGUCAAUAUGGGCACAGGGCUACAUAUACUGUAUACCAUUAGAAUAAGGAAGGGGUGUAUAUGUGUUUUUGUCCACAUCUUAAUUAAUUCCAAGCCUUUGGUGCCAAAAUGAAUCUCCCCAUGGCCUUUUUUUGUUCAGGCAUUGCAUUUUUAGCAGUGCCUGUGCAUCUAAAUGGUUUACAUUGAGAAUGUUUGAUUACUCAUGCAUGCAUUAAGGCCUUCCUACAUGCAGACAGCUUCACAUCAUUUUGAUCCCUCACCCAAGGCAACAAGUUUAUAUAUAUUUACUGUAAAUUAAUUCAGAUAAUUACAUGCUUGGCAUGUAUGUACAUUGUUAUUUUGUAAUUAUGUCUGAACAUCCAAAAAACAAAAUAAAUGCAUCUCUAAAUCUG